GGCUGCCAAAUCUGUCCGCCGCUGGCGUUCAUUUGAUCUUAUUCAUGUGGCGUGGACUUGUGUUUGCGCUUGAAAUAUCAAGAACUACGUGUUCGGCAGCCACUAAGAAACCAAUCUGUGCUUUACGGAGAAUACAUUUACAGGCUAGCGGGUGCAUUUUAAGCUCCGUAGACAACUGUCGCUCAGAAAAACAGCGAUAUAUGUCAGGUGCACCGAAAAAAAUCCGCACUGACAACAUGACCGUCAAAAAGAUCGGAACACACAACGGAACGUUUCAUUGCGACGAGGUCCUGGCCUGUUUUCUGCUCCGUCAGUUACCAGAGUACACGGAUGCUGAGAUUAUUCGGACCAGGGAUCCAGCACUUUUGGCAGAGUGUGACAUUGUUGUAGAUGUCGGAGGGGAAUUUGACCCAAAGAGGCACCGCUAUGACCAUCAUCAGAGGACAUUUGUGGAAAGUUUUCACAGUCUGUGUCCAGAGAAGUCGUGGGUGACCAAGCUCAGCUCUGCCGGCCUGGUCUACCUGCACUUCGGCCGUCGCCUUCUGGCCCAGCUGACGCAGCUGAAGGAGGGCGACAAGCAGCUGGAGGUGCUCUUUGACAAGCUUUACGAAAACUUUGUGGAGGAGGUGGAUGCUGUAGACAACGGUAUCUCACAGUAUGAUGGGGACGUUCGCUACGCGGUGUCCACCACGCUGAGCGCACGUGUCGCACACCUGAAUCCUCGCUGGAACAGCAAGAGUCAGGAUACAGAGAUUGAUCCCAGCGGGGAGGUGGUGGUGUUCUGUCAGGGUGGGUGUCCCUGGAAGGAGCAUCUGUUUGCACUGGAGAUAGAGCUCCAGGUGGACACCCCCAUUAAAUUUGUCCUAUAUUCAGACCAGAAUGGACAGUGGCGGGUUCAGUGUGUUCCUGCAGGUCUCCACACGUUCCAGAACAGGUUGCCCCUUCUGGAAGAAUGGCGUGGCGUACGAGAUGAGGAGCUGUCAGAACUCAGUGGGAUUAAAGGCUGCAUCUUUGUCCAUGCUGCAGGCUUUAUUGGUGGCAACAAGACCCAGGAAGGAGCCCUGGAGAUGGCCAGACGGACCCUGCAGGCUGCUGCCCAGUCUCCAGCUAAUGGAAGCAGCUAAUUAGAAAAAAAACAGAAAACUGUUCACUAAUUGUUUGGAUAUUGUAAUAAAUUUUAGUGUUUAGUGUAAUCUCAAUCUGGAUUUAUGAUGUUAGUGCAUGUCUGUCCUCUUGACUUGCUCAUAACUUUACCCGUUAUGUUUUUAUUUGAAAGAGUACUUUGGAUUACUUUCUGGUCUUUUGUAUUCAACCCUGGGAUAAAACGAGCAAUAAACAGUUUUCUACUAUA
Nematolebias whitei (Rio pearlfish) is the source of this 1351-nucleotide messenger RNA. It is a transcript of the gene myg1, whose product is annotated as myg1 exonuclease. Gene Ontology annotation, cellular component: cytoplasm; nucleus. The record is from RefSeq and is a predicted model, not a curated record. NCBI's taxonomy places the organism in Eukaryota, Metazoa, Chordata, Actinopteri, Cyprinodontiformes, Rivulidae.